CCAAAUCGAAAUUAUCAGCCGACUCCUUUCGAAGCCACCGCCAAGAAAAUCCCUUCGCCGAACAAGCCAAAUCUCUGCAAACUCUAGGGCUCCUCCUACUCUCGAUUUCCCCCAAAUUCUAGGGUUUUCGAAGAAACUCCAUUCAAAUUUCAUCAUGGGAGACUGGCAAGAUCUCGGCCAGGCCGUCUUCAUCGGCCUCAUCUUCUCCUUCCUCGUCGCCAAGCUCAUCUCCACCGUCAUCUCCUUCAGAGGAGACCGCCUCAAGGUCGUUCGAGAGGAAAAUUUGGUCUCAGAAGCAGUGGAUGUCAAGAAUCUCGAAGGCGAUGCUAGGGUUUCAGAUGACGGUGGCGGCGGCGACGGCGACGACGACGACGACGACGACGAUUGGGAAGGGAUCGAGAGUACUGAGCUGGAUGAGGUGUUUAGUGCGGCGACGGCGUUUGUAGCGGCGACGGCGGCGGAUCGGAACUCGGCGAGGGUGUCGAAUGAGGUGCAGCUGCAGUUGUAUGGGUUGUAUAAGAUUGCGACUGAGGGGCCUUGUACCAAGCCUCAGCCUUCGGUGCUUAACGUCGUGCUAAGUGGUAAGUGGAAUGCUUGGCAGAGAUUAGGUGCAAUGCCUCCAGAAGAAGCAAUGGAGAAGUAUAUUACAAUUAUCAGUGAGAUUUAUCCAUCCUGGGCAGAUGCUUCAGCAAGUAAAAGGAAAGGUGAAGGUACUAGUGAUUCUGGCAAAGCUUCAAAAGGACCAAUGGGACCGGUUUUCAGCAGUUUUGUUCACGAAGAAGAGUCGGACAAUGAUCUAAAGCUGGAUGCCAUACAUGCUUGUGCCAGAGAAGGAGAAGCUGAGAACUUACUUAGGCAUAUUGAGAAUGAUGUUCCAGUUAAUUCGAGAGAUAGUGAAGGGAGGACACCUUUGCAUUGGGCUGUAGACCGUGGCCAUUUUAAUGUAGUAGAAUUACUUCUGAACAGGAAUGCGGAUGUGAAUGCUCAGGAUAAUGAGGGCCAGACACCACUGCAUUACGCUGCUCUUUGCGAUAGAGAAGCUAUAGCUGAGUUACUUGUCAAACACAGUGCAGACACUGAUAUGAAGGAUGAAGAUGGUAAUUCCCCGAGUGAUCUCUGUGGUUCUUCAUGGGCUUUCAUAACAUCUUCAAAGUAAUCAAAGCCUUCGCAGAGAAAUGCUGAAAUUUGA
Molecule: messenger RNA, 1189 nt
Organism: Asparagus officinalis (garden asparagus)
Lineage: Eukaryota; Viridiplantae; Streptophyta; Magnoliopsida; Asparagales; Asparagaceae
Product: acyl-CoA-binding domain-containing protein 1-like
Exons: 6
Molecular function (GO): protein binding; fatty-acyl-CoA binding
Source: RefSeq, a predicted model, not a curated record